Messenger RNA from Budorcas taxicolor (takin), 1661 nucleotides. It is a transcript of the gene RIPK2, whose product is annotated as receptor interacting serine/threonine kinase 2. The record is from RefSeq and is a predicted model, not a curated record. Bases 1 to 1617 code for a protein of 538 amino acids. NCBI's taxonomy places the organism in Eukaryota, Metazoa, Chordata, Mammalia, Artiodactyla, Bovidae. Gene Ontology annotation, molecular function: ATP binding; JUN kinase kinase kinase activity. The transcript is spliced from 11 exons. Gene Ontology annotation, cellular component: cytoplasm. Gene Ontology annotation, biological process: innate immune response; protein phosphorylation; positive regulation of canonical NF-kappaB signal transduction.
AUGAGCGCGGAGGCCGUCUGCAGCGCCUUGCCCGCCGUCCCGUACCACAAGCUCGCCGACCUGCGCUUCCUGAGCCGCGGCGCGUCCGGCACCGUGUCGUCCGCCCGCCACGCCGACUGGCGCGUUCAGGUGGCCGUGAAGCACCUGCACAUCCACAGCCCGCUGCUCGACAGUGAAAGAAAUGAUGUCUUAAGAGAAGCUGAAAUUUUACACAAAGCUCGAUUUAGUUAUAUUCUUCCAAUUUUGGGAAUUUGCAAUGAGCCUGAAUUUUUGGGAAUAGUUACCGAAUACAUGCCAAAUGGAUCAUUAAACGAGCUCCUACAUAGAAAAAUCGAAUAUCCUGAUGUUCCUUGGCCAUUGAGAUUUCGUAUUCUGCAUGAGAUUGCUCUAGGUGUAAACUACCUGCACAAUAUGAAUCCUCCUCUACUUCACCAUGACCUGAAGACUCAAAACAUCUUACUGGAUAAUGAAUUUCAUGUUAAGAUUGCAGAUUUCGGUUUAUCAAAAUGGCGUAUGAUGUCCCUUUCACAGUCACGAAGUAGUAAGUCUGCACCAGAAGGAGGGACGAUUGUCUACAUGCCACCUGAAAACUAUGAGCCCGGACAGAAAGCGAGGGCUUCUGUCAAGCAUGAUAUAUAUAGCUAUGCAAUUAUUACAUGGGAAGUCUUAUCCAGAAAACAGCCUUUUGAAGACGUCACCAAUCCUUUGCAGAUUAUGUAUAGUGUGUCACAAGGAUAUCGACCUGACACUAAUGAAGAAAAUUUGCCACUUGAUAUACCUCAUCGAGCACUUAUGAUCUCUCUAAUAGAAAGUGGGUGGGCGCAAAAUCCAGAUGAAAGACCGUCUUUCUUAAAAUGUUUAAUAGAACUUGAACCAGUUUUGAGAACAUUUGAAGAGAUAACUUUUCUUGAAGCUGUUAUUCAGCUAAAGAAAACAAAGAAUGCUUCAAGAACUGUUCACUUAAGUGACAAGAAGAGAAGGGAGUUAUCUCCGAACAUACCUGUAAAUUCUGGUCCACAGGAGGAAUCAGGUGGAUCCUCUCAGCUCCAUAAAACUAGUGGUUCUCCUGGAACCUCAGUGUCCCUGUCAACUCCUCAAGACAAUGACUUUUUAUCUGGAAAAACUGAAGAUUUCUCUGCGCUGCGUCCGUGUUCAGUGAUUCACAGUCGGGACAGAGACAUCUGUGUGGAUCAUCGGGCAGCGUUCUGUAACCACAGGACUGCCCCAUGCUCUUCAGCAAUAGUGAAUCCUCUCUCAGUUGAGGGAAACUCAGGGCGAUUUCAGCCUGGUAUAGCCCAACAGUGGAUCCAGAGUAAAAGGGAAGACGUUGUAAGCCAGAUGACUGAAGCCUGCCUUAACCAAUCUCUAGACGCCCUCCUGUCCAGAGACUUGAUAAUGAAGGAGGACUAUGAACUCAUUAGUACCAAACCUACAAGGACCUCAAAAGUCAGACAGUUAUUGGAUAUCACUGACAUUCAAGGAGAAGAAUUUGCCAGAGUGAUAGUACAAAAGUUGAAAGAUAAUAAGCAAAUGGGUCUUCAGCCUUACCCAGAAAUACUUGUGCUUUCUCAAUCACCAUCUUUAAAUUUCUUUCACAAUAAAAGCCAUAAAAAGUAACUCCUUCCAAGAAAAGAAGUCAGUGUAUAAACGAGUAAUUUAUA